This is a messenger RNA of Brassica oleracea var. oleracea, 632 nucleotides long. RefSeq names its product WAS protein family homolog 1. NCBI's taxonomy places the organism in Eukaryota, Viridiplantae, Streptophyta, Magnoliopsida, Brassicales, Brassicaceae. The coding region runs from base 124 to 504 and encodes 126 amino acids. The transcript is spliced from 3 exons. The record is from RefSeq and is a predicted model, not a curated record. Gene Ontology annotation, molecular function: metal ion binding.
AACUACUUCAACUCUAUUACAAUCUGUCACCUCUUGUCUUCACAUGUUUCCCAUAACUUUUUCUCUUCUUUCUCCAUCCUCAAAGAUUCCACUAAUCCAUUUUUCAUUCUUGACUAAUCCAUCAUGACUGUGAAGAAAGUUGAGAUCAAGGUGGAUAUAAACUGUGGGAAAUGUAAUAGCGCAAUCUUGGAAGCAGUCACAGUGAUAGAAGGUGUGAAUCAUAUAUCAUUAGAUGAGGAGAAAAACAUACUUACCGUGGUGGGAACAAUGGAUCCUGUUUGCGUUGCAUCACGGCUAAAGAAAAUUAAACAGAAACCUGUAAUCAUCAGCGUUGGACCACCACCAAAACCUCCAGAACCACCAAAGCCUCCUCCACCACCACCACCUGAAAAACCAAUGCCUGUAUGCAACUGCAAGCCUAUGUCUCCUAAUCCUUACUGCGCAAGUUGUGAUGUUGUGUCUGUUACUACCUAUGAAAGUGGAAGCGGCUGCACCAUUGUUUGAGUCUUGUAUAUCGUACCUUAAUUGCUGCUACUUUUUAUCAUAACCUUCAUGUCAAGUCCUGAAACUUAUAUCAGUAAUACCUUUUUUUUAUAAUGCUAUGUUUUUUAUAAGAUAUGUAUCUUUAUUGU